Messenger RNA from Hydatigera taeniaeformis, 216 nucleotides. Lineage: Eukaryota; Metazoa; Platyhelminthes; Cestoda; Cyclophyllidea; Taeniidae. The record is from the annotation of a GenBank genome assembly.
AUGUCAGAGGCAGGCACUCGAACCGUUGUUCCUACCUCCCCAUUGAUGUGGGCAUUGGAGGAGGUGAUGCUCUGCAGCUCACCCUCCUUCCCUCCUUCCCUCCUUCCCUACCUCCCUCAUCUCGCCAUCGCCUAUGACAUAUUUGAGGAGCACAUGUCGCCUUUACACAUAACCUGCCAUCCCACCACAGACACUCCAUCCUCAUGCAGCGAGUGA